Triticum aestivum (bread wheat) is the source of this 1317-nucleotide messenger RNA. Its product is annotated as ATP-dependent DNA helicase MER3 homolog. NCBI's taxonomy places the organism in Eukaryota, Viridiplantae, Streptophyta, Magnoliopsida, Poales, Poaceae. Gene Ontology annotation, molecular function: ATP binding; nucleic acid binding. The transcript has 12 exons. The record is from RefSeq and is a predicted model, not a curated record. The coding region runs from base 1 to 1317 and encodes 438 amino acids.
AUGGAUAGUAUUCAGUGGCUUGAGAUUUUGAGUAGCCUCGUGGGGACGAGGCUAAACUGGUACUUCAACUCCUUGCAGAGCGAGUGCUUCCCUGUGUGCUUCCUCUCGGAUGUAAACAUGGUUGUCUCUGCGCCUACUGGGAGUGGUAAGACCGUACUGUUUGAGCUUUGCAUUCUGAGGCUCCUCUCGAGGUUCCUCACAACGGACUGGAGGUUCAGUCUGCUAAAAGGAACUCUUAAAACAAUCUAUAUCGCUCCCAUGAAGGCGUUGGUGCAGGAGAAGAUGCGUGACUGGAAAGUGAAGCUGGGCUCGUUGGGGAUAAAUUGCUUGGAGAUGACUGGUGAUAGUGAAUUCUUUAACAAGAAGGCCAUACAUGAUUCCGAUUUGAUCCUGACCACUCCUGAGAAGUUCGAUUCUAUGAGCCGUCAUGGAGUAAGGGAUGGAGGAUUGGGUUUCUUCAGUGAUAUUGCUCUGGUCCUUAUUGAUGAAGUUCAUCUUCUCAAUGAUCCACGUGGAGCUGCCCUGGAAGCAGUGGUCAGUAGAAUAAAAAUGCUUUCUCGACUUGGCAACAUGAAAUCUGCUCCAUUGGAAAAUGUUCGAUUCAUAGCAGUUUCUGCAACUAUCUCUAAUGCUGAGGAUAUAGCGGAAUGGCUCCUAGCACCUCCUGAAGGAAUCAAAAGAUUUGGAGAAGAGAUGCGGCCAGUGAAGUUGACAACCAAAAUUCUUGGUUAUGCUCCAGCGAAAAAUGACUUCCUGUUCGAGAGGAGGCUACAAAGUUUCAUAUUCGAUAUACUGAUGCAACACUCAAGAGGGAAGUCUGCACUUGUUUUCUGUUCUACAAGAAAAGGUGCACAAGAAGCAGCACAGUGCCUCUCACAAACUGCGGGGUCUCUUGGCUAUUCAAAUCCAUUCAUGAAAUCUAUGCAGCAGUAUGAACAUCUACGAGAGGCUUCCUUAACCUGUAGUGACAAGCAGCUGCAGUCUUGUAUCGUACAUGGAGUUGGUUUCCAUAAUGGUGGUCUUUGCUUAAAGGAUAGGAGUCUUGUUGAGGGUCUUUUCCUGAAGGGUGAUCUUCAAAUUCUAUGCACGACAAAUACUUUGGCACAUGGCAUCAACUUACCUGCACAUACAGUAGUGAUAAAGUCGACACAAUUUUUCAACAAAGAGAAGGGCUCGUAUGUAGAAUAUGAGAGAUCCAUGGUGCUUCAGAUGUGUGGUAGGGCUGGCCGUCCACCAUUUGAUGAUACUGGAACAGUUGUAAUUAUGACAAGAAGAGAGACAGUUGUAAUUAUGCCCAGAAGAACCAAACAGAAAUAG